Messenger RNA from Alternaria burnsii, 1749 nucleotides. RefSeq lists its product as uncharacterized. The record is from RefSeq and is a predicted model, not a curated record. The transcript has a single exon. Lineage: Eukaryota; Fungi; Ascomycota; Dothideomycetes; Pleosporales; Pleosporaceae. Bases 1 to 1749 code for a protein of 582 amino acids.
AUGGCUCAAGACGGCGUCAGAGUUCCCGCUUGGAAGCGACUGGGUCUCGCCCUCAAGAACCAAACCUCGUCCGGAGUCGCCGUACCUGAGCAACAAACAUCUUCUGCCGACCCACAACCAUCUACAGCCUAUAGUGCGCAUGAGACGUCUCAUGAGCCAUCUGUUCCAUCCGAUGAGCCUGCCGUAAAUGGCAAAUCCUCAAAGCUUGGCAAGCGGAAACACCAACAUGAGCCAGCCGACGACCAUCAACAGGAUGCUAAGAAGAGCCGGAACCAUGUUGCCGAGAGCGAGGUGAAUGGGGCCGUCAGCCACAGCCUUCCCGUUGUUCCAAUCGUUCAAGGUGCUGAGGGAGAUGCUGUCAUGGAGGAAGCACCAGCAUCAGGCAAGCCAAUCAAAGGAGAUUCGAAUUAUCGAAAGAAGAAAGAGAAGCCAGUCAAACGCCGGAGAGAGAAACAUGAUUCUCAGGAUGGUGGUUCUCAACCUCAGGCGCGUCCAAAGCACGGAUCCGCUACCUCACCAGAUGAGCCGGCGUACGCGACAGCGCGCCCAACUUUACUUGCUUCCGCAGAGCUAGAUCACACCGACACUACCGCAACCCUGACACCGCAGAAGCUCACCAAGAAAUCCAAUCGAAAAGACGCUUCAGGUUCACCCCCAUUAACGGACCGAAGAAAGUCUGUCGCGUUCACUCCGGACACCAAAAAGUCUGACGGCAACACUGGUCAGGACUACUUUAAAGCCUGGGUUGCUGAACAGAAAGGAACUGGAGCCGUCUCUCAGCCACCAGAAGUCUCUAACUUUGUUCUACACUCUCUGAUCGCUGAGGAAGAGAAGACUGCUAGAAGGAACGGACAAUUGGACAAGAAGCAGACGACGGUAGAAGCAGAAGCAGAAGCAGAAGAAGCCCCUAAACCGAAAACAGCAGACACUACAUCUGAAGAGAAACCAACACCAAAGCCUUCACACAAGCCUGUCGAAGCAAGCACAACCUCAACGCCAGCGCCAGCGCCAAAGGGCAAAAAGAAGGAUCCUUCCGUAUAUAUUGCCUACCUUACACAAUACUACAACGAUCGCGACAACUGGAAGUUCAACAAAGCGAAACAGAACGACGUUGUUGAUAACGCCUUGAACAUCUUCCGCAUUCCUAAUGAACAAACUGACGCCUUAGUUGAAUAUGUCGCUGGUCUAAAGGGAGCUGGUGUAAUCGAUCGCUUACGUGAACGCUGCAGAGCAACAGUCAAAGAUCUUGAGGAGCAAGACGCUCAGAUGAACGAAGCUGAUGCUAAGAAGGUUGCUCAGGAGGACGCAGAGCAUGAGCGGAUUCUUAAGGAGCGGAAACGGAGGAAGACAGAGGGCGACAUGACAGACCUCGCGAACCACGAGUACAGCCCUGGCUUUAUUCGACGACUACAAAGGCGACGAGCGGAAGCGCUCCUUAACGCUUUGGGUCGCGCUGCGCCUGUGUCACCUGCCGUGAAUCCGAAGUCAAGCAUCAAUCCGCUGGUGCAGCAUGUUGAGCCAGCGAAACCGAUCGCGCGAAAGAGAAAGCGUAGGACAGAAGUCUCUAGUGAUGAGAGCAGCUCGGACAGUAGCGAUGAUGAUAGCUCUGACUCUGAAGCUAGCAGCGACUCAGAGUCAGGAUCUGACAACGAACUUCCUGCGAAGAGCACAACUAGCUCUGGAAGCUCGUCAGAGAGCAGCGACAGCGACAAUGAUAGCGAUAGCGAUAGCGAUGGAGACAGCGAUUAG